Sardina pilchardus (European sardine) is the source of this 8386-nucleotide messenger RNA. It is a transcript of the gene ubr3, whose product is annotated as ubiquitin protein ligase E3 component n-recognin 3. Gene Ontology annotation, biological process: ubiquitin-dependent protein catabolic process via the N-end rule pathway; protein ubiquitination. Gene Ontology annotation, cellular component: cytoplasm; ubiquitin ligase complex. The coding region runs from base 47 to 5752 and encodes 1901 amino acids. The record is from RefSeq and is a predicted model, not a curated record. Gene Ontology annotation, molecular function: ubiquitin protein ligase activity; zinc ion binding. The transcript has 39 exons. NCBI's taxonomy places the organism in Eukaryota, Metazoa, Chordata, Actinopteri, Clupeiformes, Clupeidae.
AGCAACAAGACAACAAAAAUAAAUUCUGGACAACAAUUCAGAGUUCAUGAUGGCGGCGUCGAUGUUACGCCGGGAUAAGAAAACAACAGCCGCCCUUCUAAAGACAGAACUAAAUCGAACUGACAACAGUUCUGGUGUCCGACUACUUCAAGAACUGCUUGAUAAUGUUUUAAAUCCUGAAAAGCCAGCGGCGGAUACGGAGGCCCUUGAAUGGUGUAAAAACCUAUUGGCAGGAGGGGAAGGAUUCGAGGAGUUCUGCAAGACGGUCCGGUCCUAUGACAACGCUACCUUGUGCGGCUUGGUCUGGACAGCCAAUUUUGUGGCAUACCGAUGUCGGACCUGCGGGAUUUCCCCUUGCAUGUCAUUGUGUGCGGAAUGUUUUAACAACGGCGAUCACACGGGCCAUGAUUUCAAUAUGUUCAGAAGCCAGGCUGGUGGGGCCUGCGACUGUGGAGACAGUAAUGUCAUGCGGGAAAGUGGGUUUUGUAGACGGCAUCGGUUAAAAACAGGGGAGAAUGUCCCCACAGUACCCAGGGACUUGCUGCUGAUGUCUGAAAUGGUGCUACCUCGCUUCAUUGUCAGCAUCAUACAGUAUUUAAGGGAUGGAUACACAGAGCCAGACUCGUCACCAGAGAGGGACCUGCAGAAGGUUCUUCAGCAGCUGGAGCCUCAGAUAUCCUUCCUAGAAGAGCUUACAAAGAUGGGCGGGGCCAUGCGGACCGUGCUGACAAAGAUCCUGACCAAUCAGCAGACCUUUAAAGAACUCAGCAUGGGUCAGGAAGAAAAUGUGUAUGCAAAGAAGAACUAUGACAAGUAUCUGUCUGCUCUGAAGAGCUCGGGCCUGGUCACGGUGGAGGAGAAGGGAGCGGGAGCGGCAGCCGCGGCUGGAGGAGGAGGUGCCGAGGCUGGGGCAACGGUUGGAGCAGCGUCCCUUAGCUUACUGGGAGCCACUGCUGCUGUAAGCUCUGUUGAAUCCAGUAAAGAGGAGGACCAGGAUGGAGGGCAGAGUGUGGGGCAGCGCAAGAGAGUGAAGCUCAGCAGCACCACCAAAGACCCAUCGAUCAUGGACACUCUGAAGCACAAGUGUUUCUUAGAGGAGCUGCUGUUCUGGACGAUAAAGUACGAGUUCCCACAGAAGAUGGUCACUUUCUUGCUCAACAUGUUGCCCGAUCAAGACUACAAGAUCACGUUCACCAAGACGUUUGUGCAGCACUACGCCUUCAUCAUGAAGACGCUGAUGAAGAGCCAGGAGUCGGACACCAUGUCCAACCGCAUCGUGCACAUCAGCGUGCAGCUGUUCAGCAACGAGGAGCUGGCGCGCCACGUCACCGAGGAGUGCCAGCUGCUGGACAUCAUGGUCACUGUGCUGCUCUACAUGAUGGAGAGCUGCCUUAUCAGGAGCGAGCUGCAAGAUGAGGAGAAUAGCCACCAUGUGGUGGUGAACUGUGGCGAGGCUCUUCUGAAGAACAACACCUACUGGCCUUUAGUUAGUGACUUCAUUAACAUUCUCUCACACCAAAGUGUCGCCAAGCGCUUCCUGGAGGACCACUCCCUGCUCAUGCUCUGGAUGAGCUUCGUGUCCUUCUUUCAAGGUAUGAACCUGAACAAGCGGGAGCUGAAUGAGCAUGUGGAGUUUGAGUCGCAGACGUACUAUGCAGCGUUUGCAGCCGAGCUGGAGGCCUGUGCCCAGCCCAUGUGGGGUUUGCUCACACACUGCAAAGUCAAGGAGACGCAGGAGUACACAAAGACAGUGGUGCGCUUCUGCCUGGAGGCCCUCCAAGUGUGGUUCGAUAACAUCGGCUUCGUGGACGAGCCUGCGCCCAAUCAGGUGACGUUUCACUUACCUCUGCACCGAUACUACGCCAUGUUCCUCAGCAAGGCGGUGAAGUGCCAAGGCCUGGAUCUGGACAGCCUGCUGCCUGACCAGGAGAUGCUGAUGAAGAUCAUGGUCCACCCUCUUCAGAUCCAGGUGAGCCUGUCGGAGAUCCACAGCAACAUGUGGGUGAGGAACGGCCUCCAGAUCAAGGGUCAAGCCAUGACCUACGUCCAGUCCCACUUCUGCAACUCCAUGAUUGACCCCGACAUCUACCUGCUCCAGGUGUGUGCGUCUCGACUGGAUCCUGAUUACUUCAUCUCUUCAGUUUUCGAGAGAUUUAAGGUGGUGGACUUGCUGACCAUGGCCUCCCAGCAUCAGAACUCGGCGCUGGACUCAGAGCAGGAGCGGCCCAUGCUGGAGGGAGCGCUCACCUUCCUGGUCAUCCUCUGCAGCCUGCGCAUACACCUGGGCAUGGCGGACGAUGAGAUCCUGCGUGCGGAGAUGGUGUCCCAGCUGUGUAUGAAUGACCGCACCCACAGCUCCCUGCUGGACCUCAUCCCUGAGAACCCGAACCCAAAGAGUGGCAUCGUCCCGGGCAGCUGCAGCUUUGAGGACAUGCUGUCUGCAGUGGCCGACUUCAAGGCCCCUGUGUUUGAGCCCGGAGGCUCCAUGCAGCAGGGCAUGUACACACCCAAAGCCAAGGUGUGGGAGAAGGAGUUUGACCCCAUCAUGGUGAUCCUCAGGACAGUCUACAGGAGGGACGUGCAGUCAGCCAUGGACAGAUAUGCUGCAUUUUUGAAGCAAUCGGCAUCAAUCUCAGGCAAUCCGUGGCCACCUUACAAAGAGAGGACCCCUCUGCACUCGUGCUACAGGGGCCUGGUCCGCCUGCUGCACUGCAAGACCCUCCACAUCGUCAUCUUCACGCUGCUCUACAAGAUCUGGAUGGACCAUCCCAACAUGUCGGAGCAUGUGCUGUGCAUGGUGCUGUACCUCAUAGAGCUGGGGCUGGACAACCAGGUUCAGGACGAGGAGGACGAGGAGCCGUGUAUAGAGGAGCGUUGCCAUGACAGCUGGUUCCCGGGCACCAGCCUCCUGUCCAACCUGCACCACAUCAUCAACUACGUGCGCGUGCGCGUACCUGAGGACGCACCUGAGGUCAAGAGGGAGACACCGCCCAGCACCAGCGCCGAGAGCAGCCCGCCUAGCCAGAACCUGCGUGAGGCCCAGCUCUUCAGCCUGGUGGCGGAGCGGCGGCGCACGUUCCAGGAGAUCAUCAACCGCAGCAACCGCGAGGCCAGCCUGGCCGCCGCCUCCGCCGCCACACGGCCCAAGAGCUCGUCCUCCGCCCGCUGGCUCCCGCCGGGCACCUCGCACGCCCAGGCCGCCGCCGCCGCCGCCGCCACCGCCGCCACCGCCGCCCCGCAGCUGGUCACCGAGAUCCUGGAGGUGCGCGAGAGCAUGCUGUCCCUGCUGGUCAAGCUCCACGGGAAGCUGUCGGCGCGUGGGGCCGCCCCGCUCUCCGCCGCCCAGCUGGAGGAGGUUGGCGAGGGGGGUGCGGGCGCAGGUGGCGCGGAUGGCGCGGGGGGUGCGGGUGGAGCGGGCGUGGCGGGCAGCGACCCGGCCGCGUUUGCGGUGGGCCACGGCGACGGGCUGACGGCCAUCCAGCGCAUCCUGGGCAAGGCGUCGGCGCGCAGCCGGCUGAGUCGCCGCUGCAUCCAGGAGGCGUGCGGGCGCCAGUGCCCCCCCGUGCCCCCCAAGAAGAACAGCCCCGCCGACAAGAAGAGCAUGGACAAGGAGGAGAGGCGCCAGAGGGCUCGUGAGCGACAGCAGAAGCUGCUGGCAGAGUUCGCCUCCAGGCAGAAGAGCUUCAUGGAGACGGCCAUGGACGUGGAGACUCCAGAUGCUGACUCAGGCAUGGACUUGGAGGCGUCGGAGGAGGCGAGUGAGGAGGUGCUCUACGACUGCGUCAUCUGCGGCCAGAGCGGCCCCUCCACAGAGGACCGGCCCACUGGCCUCGUGGUGCUGCUGCAGGCCUCCUCAGUGCUGGGCCACCGGAGCAGAAGUGACGAGCCCAAGAGGCUGCCCACCAGCGACGAGGAGCACAUUUACCCAGAAGACACCUGUGGAGCCGCCAGCGACGUGCGACUCUCCCUCAUGCAGCGCGACUUCAAAGAUAGUUCCUGUCUGCAGUCGGUGUCCAUCGGCUGGGACGGCGGCGUGUACGUGCAGACCUGCGGCCACACGCUGCACAUCGACUGCCACAAGUCCUACAUGGAGUCGCUGAGGAAUGACCAGGUGCUGCAGGGCUUCUCCGUGGACAAGGGCGAGUUCACCUGCCCCCUGUGCCGGCAGUUUGCCAACAGCGUGUUGCCGUGCCGACCGGGCCGGGGCUCGGAGGUGGGCGCCUGGCACGUGCCCAGCAGCAAGCCCAUGCACGCGCUGGUCAAGGAGGUGGAGGACCUGCAGGACCAGCUGGCCAUUUUCCCCGUAAGCGACGACACUACGGAGUCCAACCUCACCAAGGAGAUGGAGUCGGUGAUCAAGGACAUCAAGAACACCACGCAGAAGAAGUACAUGGACUACGGCAAGAACCCCGGCUCUCCCGACAACGACUUCCUCUUCAUGUACUCCGUCGCCAGGUCUAAUCUGGAGUUGGAGAUGGUGCAUCGGGGAGGAAACCUUUGCUCUGGGGGAGCCAGUGCUGCAGCCAAGCGGUCCUGUCUCAAUCAGCUCUUCCAUGUGUUGGCUAUGCACAUGCGUCUGUACAACAUAGACUCCGCCUACAACCCAUGGACCCGCCUCACGCAGAUAUCACACAGCAGGGACGAGCACUAUGACGAAGAGAGGCCUGAGGUGCCCAUGCUCUUCAGAGACGUCCCCUCCCUCCUCAUCAUCUUCGUGCUGACCAUGCCUCAGCCCUUACGCAAAGAGCACUUUAUGUGUGUGGUGAAGGUACUAUACACACUGCAGUACACCCAGGGCCUGGCGGCGCUGUCCAUCAAGUUUAGCCCUGAGGAGCGACAAGCCUGGAGCACGUCCGGAGCACUUAAGAAGAGCAUGCCCAACUCCACCAAGUCCUGGGAAGCACUGCUCAGUCAUGUGAUUGGCGAGCUCUCCAAAGGGAAGUGCAUCUACGACGCGCACCCCGAAGAGGUGUCUAUGCUGUGCUCCAGUGUGUGGUCUCCCCAGUCCAUUGAGUUCUUCCUGCAGCAGUACUGUCUGCCCUUCCUGCGUCUGUCCUGUCUGCUGCAGCACCACCUGUAUGGAGACAACCUCGUAGGCUGUCAGGUGGAGGAGGAGUUCUCCAUGCUCGCGGUCAGUCUGGGGCUGCCGGCCCCUGCGGCCCAGGCGGGAAACCCCGUCAGCAGCGCGCUGUGUCUGGAGUGGCCGACCGGCCCGUUCUCCCUGCUGCCCCAGUGGUGCGCCGAGGUCACCGGCCUCCCCGACACACAGGCCGAGCAGACAGUGACUCUGCUGGUGCAGGACCCCCGCUGGGCUGCCCCUCGCCUGCUGCAGCUGCCGGAGAACUACAACACCAUCUUCCAGUACUACCACCGCAAGGCCUGCACCUCCUGCAGCAAGGUGCCCAAGGACCCGGCCCUCUGCCUGGUGUGCGGCGCCUUCGUCUGCCUCAAGGGCCUGUGCUGCAAGCAGCAGGGCAUCUGCGAGUGCGUCCUGCACUCUCAGCACUGCGGAGCGGCCACAGGCAUCUUCCUCCUCAUCAACGCCUCGGUCAUCAUCAUCAUCAGAGGCCACCGCUUCUGUCUGUGGGGGUCAGUGUACCUGGACGCACACGGAGAGGAGGACAGAGACCUGCGCCGUGGCAAGCCGCUGUUCCUCUGUGCCGAGCGCUACCGUGUGCUGGAGCAGCAGUGGGUGGCGCACACUUUUGACCACAUCAACAAGCGCUGGGGGCCUCACUACAACGGACUCUAGACCCCCCCCACGCCACCCCACACUCACACUCACAACCCCCAGAGGCCCCCCAGGGGCUCGACCUGAGAUGCCCAGCCACCCCCCUCCCCCUGACCCCCCCCCCCUCCCCCAUUCACCCUGCCCAGCCUCACCCGGGGCCAUUUUUUUUCAGCCCUGCCUGGUGUAAAUCCUAUGGUAAACUUGUAUCAUGUACGAUAUAAACAGACUAACAAACAAAAAAAAAGAAAUCUACAUCCAGUGCAAAAAGGUUGCUGCCCCCCAGCCUUGGGUUUAUGUGAAGUUUUAGUGUACAAUCAUGCCAAUCGACUAACAGUGUGUGUGUGUUUUUAAGAAAAACAAAAAAAAGACAAAAAGAAACCGGUUAAAACAUUAUAUAAGUGAUUUGAGGUGUGGAUUUUAAAGGAAAAAAAGAGAGAAAGUGGGGGUAUUAGUGGUUUGGGGUGAGCUCACCGUAAAAGCACAAAUUUUUUUUUGGCCUCUCUUUUUUAAAGUUUGCUUUUGGUCUCCACAGAGGGGUCCUCUGUUGGCACGAGACGAGCGCUUCAGUGAGAUCACUCUGGAGAUGCAUGAACUUAAAACCCAUCAGUGAAUGUUUUUUUUUUUCCUUCUUUUUUUUUAAAGCAAAUUUGUUUAUUUCUCUUCUCACAGAACGUUCCAUGAGACAUUACAUCAGAACAUUCUAGAAGCGCUACACAAGGAAGGGGUAGAACUCUUAGCCAAAACGAAACAGUCACGACAAACCCACAGGCCUCCCUCAAUGAGUAAAACCCUCACGUCUAAUUUAAUACAUAUCUAUUAUUUAUAUAUGUUUCAUUCUCAGUCAGGUUGCAUCAGUGGAAGAUGUUUUGGCAUGUGCAAAAGGGCUCUUCUGCAUGUGAAACCAUUACUGUGACUUGCUUUAGCUUUAGGUCGCAGUAUGUGGCUUUUUCAGCAAGUGAAUGUGAGCAGUGCUAAAAACGAAAACCCCUCUGUAGGCCAGCAGACUGGGACAGGGCCUCGUUAUCAGAAGCUGAAUACAUUUCAGCCAAAAAUGAAUAAAGGAAAGAAAUGAAAGCGGCAUAAUUCAAUCAUAGCAUUUAGCCACCAAGAUGCAAGUAGCAUUUUUGGGCUAAGACUUGAUUGAUGCUAAGCUUUUGUUUGCACACGGAGAAUAGUGUGUUUACAUCACGUGAGUCUAGUAGGCAACAGAGAAAGGCUCUGGGUUUAAGGUCUGGUUGCAAAAAAAUCAUCCUCAGGAAUUUUGUUUUGUUAUCUUUUUUUUUUUUUUUUUUUGCUGUAGUUACAAAAAAGAAAGAAAAACAAAAAAAGUUUUUAAAGAUAUUUAAAUAAAUGCUGCUAUUCAUUAUUUGGAGAGAAAAAAAGUUAAUGAUUUACCUUUGUAAAUUUGAUUUAUGUAUAGUUUUUGGGUGGGUAGGGGGUGUUUUUCUUUUUUUCUUUUUUUUCUUUUUUUUACUUUUUUGUAUUCAAAAGAGAUGAAGGUCUUGUGUGCUUGUUUGGCUGUUCUGGUUUGCUUGGUUUGGUUUGAAUGGGCCGGUAAAGCUCCACUAUACGACUGCAGAUCCACAAGCCACCACCACAGCCCAGCUGGGGCUCUUGAGGCACCUGCCGUUAUACGACACUCCUCUGAACUUUACCCAUAAAGAUAUAACAGGGGGGUGUCUACAACAGCCUUUUUUGUUAUUGUUGAAUUGUUUUUUUUUUUUUUUGGCUUCGCUUUACCCAGGCUUGUAUAUCAGGUGGAUUGGUCUUUAGGUCUCCACGUUGCAGCCCUCUUUUGCAGAUGAUGUGGUGAUCACACCUAACAGCAGCUGCCCAGAAAGCUGCCCUGAGAACUAUAAAAGGUGCAAAACGGACAAUAAUGCCUGAGGGGCAAGUUGUAAUGAAAAGGUUUUAAACUGACAUCCAGUGCUGUAGGUUACCCAAAUAUUAAUUUGAUUUGUAUUAAUUUGAUACUAGGAUCACAUACACACACACACACACACACACUCUCUCACAUACUCACACUCAUAUGCACUUAAGCUCUGCUUACGUUGAUAAACCAGCACUUUCAUUUUCAUUGUAGUAUGUGUCCGAUGACCAGACUGAGGAUACUGUAACAACCCAGCCUACCAAACCCAGACCUGACUGGGCCCUGACUGCUGCAGUUGAGGUCACUUUAGAGGCUUCGGUGCCAAACUCUGAUGGGUCAAAGUGAUCCGCUUACACAUCUGUCUGGUGUGAAUUUCGAGUGUGUGUGUUUGUGUGUUUGUUUCUGAGUAGUCCCCAACAACCCCCUAUUGUGCUAAUGUCAUUUUAGAUCCAUUUUUUGUUGGUUAUUCCCCCAAAAGGAGUACAUGUGCUCUGUGGUGUGAGAUGGACCGUUUGCUGGCCAACUGGGAGUUACGAUUGAGAAAUGGAUAACAAAUGGCCCUGCUAACGCAAUGUAAAGUACCAAAUUACAUUGGGCCACCGUACUGCCUCUAGCAGCCAGUUAUGUCUCAAGAUAAGUGAACGUCUUGGGAAUUAAUUAUUUUGAGAUGCGUGCCCAGUAUAGACUAUAUGUGUUUGGGUUUUGGUCUUUUUUUUUUUUUUUUUUUUUAAGUUAUCUAUGUAUUUACAUGAAACGUUUAAAUAAACAUGAAACUCAUGAACUUA